Molecule: messenger RNA, 612 nt
Organism: Nannospalax galili (Upper Galilee mountains blind mole rat)
Lineage: Eukaryota; Metazoa; Chordata; Mammalia; Rodentia; Spalacidae
Gene: Lamtor2
Product: late endosomal/lysosomal adaptor, MAPK and MTOR activator 2
Exons: 4
Coding region: 104-481 (125 amino acids)
Biological process (GO): cellular response to amino acid stimulus; positive regulation of TOR signaling
Cellular component (GO): Ragulator complex
Molecular function (GO): molecular adaptor activity; guanyl-nucleotide exchange factor activity
Source: RefSeq, a predicted model, not a curated record
GUGCCUCAGAGCUGGGCAGCUGGGCUACCGGAAGGCGCAGGCAGAGUACUGCAGAAGACAACUCGGGGCAUCUGGAUGCGAGUUUGGGUGAGCAGCGGUAGGCAUGCUGCGUCCCAAGGCUCUGACGCAGGUGCUAAGCCAAGCCAACACUGGAGGAGUCCAAAGCACCCUGCUGUUGAAUAAUGAGGGAUCAUUGUUGGCCUAUUCGGGUUACGGGGACACAGAUGCCCGGGUCACUGCCGCCAUCGCCAGUAACAUCUGGGCUGCUUAUGACCGGAACGGGAACCAAGCAUUUAAUGAAGACAAUCUCAAAUUCAUCCUUAUGGACUGCAUGGAGGGCCGUGUAGCCAUCACCCGGGUAGCCAACCUUCUGCUAUGUAUGUAUGCCAAGGAGACUGUGGGCUUCGGAAUGCUCAAGGCGAAGGCCCAGGCUUUGGUGCAGUACCUGGAGGAGCCACUCACCCAAGUAGCAGCAUCAUAAUAGUGUUGAUAGGAGCCAGAUAAGAAAAGAACUGGAUAAUGGGAGGGGUGGGGUGCUGGAGAAACCUGGCUGAGUGAAGGAGGGUAGGACUUUUGCUUUUUUUCAGAAUAAAAUUCAACUCCUGCCUCGUG